AUGAAGGACCCUAAUCUCCAACCAGCAAUCGACUCCAACGGUGGCGACAAUAGCCAAGCGGCCAUUGCAGCGCACUCCCUCGUUCAAUAUUCCCACCCCACUCUCAACUACGAAGUCACAACGAUGGACUCACGCACCAGCGGCAAGACGUCCUCCAAGGACGCUGUGUCCAUCGACGACAAGAAGGAAGGCGUCCAGGUGUCUACGUACGACCACCAUCAGGACGGAGCUCGCUCUCACGAUGAAGAAGGUAUUUUCCGCGCCCAGGCGGAGCAUCCCGAAAUUCACAACAUCGAGGCAAUUCUCAAAAACCCUCUCCGAGGCAUCCCGCGUGCCACUCUGAUGGAGCAGGUCACUGUUUUCUGUAACGAGAACGAGCUUGGCCAGCACGUCGAGCUCUUCAAGAAGGCAGCAUUGGUGGCACAGAGCCCCAACGAUUUUGAAACAAUGCCAGAGCUGAACGAGGACGACCGCUACCAUAUUCGACGCGAAAAAACGCACAAGUGGGCGAUCUCGAAGCAGCUCUGGAUGCUCGUCUUUGUAGUCUCGCUCGGAAGCGCCAUUCAAGGAUGGGACAACACCGGAGCGAAUGGGGCGAAUCUUUCGUUCCCGCAGGAGUUCGGCAUCGAGCACCAGGAAUGGCUGGUGGGAUUCAUUAAUUCGGCGCCAACUAUUGCUGGUCUCAUGUCAGCAUGGCUUAGCGAUCCUCUGAACAACUGGCUUGGUCGACGCUGGGUGAUUUUUAUCACAGCACUUUUCACUGUGUUCCCCGUUCUGGCACAAGCCUUCACUCGGAACUGGUGGGAGCUCGCCAUCUGCCGACUUUUGCUCGGUGUCGGAAUCGGCUGCAAAAUCACCACCAUUCCGAUUAUGACGGCCGAGUCGGUGCCCACCGCCAUCCGCGGCGGACUGGUCAUGUCGUUCCAGCUGUUCGUUGCGUUUGGCAUCUUCCUCGGAUUCUGCUCCAACAUGAUCUUCUACGGCAUCGGACGCAUCGCCUGGAGGGUGCAGCUGGCCGCUGCAUUCGUGCCGGCAGUACCGCUGCUGGUCCUCGUCUGGUUCAUCCCUGAAUCUCCUCGAUGGUUGCUCAAGAAACGCCGAUACGCCGCCUCAUUCCGAAGCUUCUGUCGGCUGCGCAACAGCAAUAUUCAAGCCGCACGGGACCUCUACUACGCCCACGCACAAAUUGAGAUCGAACGCCACGCAUUUGAAGGCCGAACAUAUUCGCGCCGCCUCCGCGAUCUCUUCGUCGUUCCCCGGCUACGAACUGCUACUCUGGGCUCUCUAAUAGUAAUGCUGGCCCAGCAACUGUCAGGAAUCAACAUUAUAGCUUUCUACUCAUCAUCCUUAUUCGUCAAUGCAGGCUACUCGACGAAGCAGGCGCUUUCGGCGUCAUUGGGGUUCGGGGCGGUCAACACGCUCUUUGCGCUCCCUGCUAUCUGGACGAUCGACACUUUUGGAAGGCGCAACCUUCUGCUGUUCACCUUCCCGAACAUGGCCUGGUGCCUCUUUGCAGCUGCAGGUGCAUUCACGAUGAGUGUGGACAACUCAGCGAGAGUACCUCUCAUCGCGCUGUUUGUCUACGUGUUCACAGCAUUCUACUCUCCCGGCAUGGGUCCGGUGCCGAACGUGUAUGCAAGCGAAUGCUUCCCUCUCUCGCACCGCGAGAUCGGCUCAAGCUGGUCCAUCUUCAUCAACAACUCCUUCUCCACCAUCCUGUCGCUCACUUUCCCGCGGAUGCUGGCCAAACUCGGACCUACAGGCGCACUCUGCUUCUACGGCGGCACCAAUCUGCUUGCGUUUGUCAUGAUCUUCCUCGGUUUGCCCGAGACGAAGGCGCUGACGCUGGAGGAGCUGGACUUCGUGUUCGCCGUACCUGCGAGCCGCUUUGCAUCGUAUCAGGUCCGAAGCUACCUGCCAUACUUUGUCAAGCGCCACCUGUUCUGGCAGAAGAGCGCGAGCCUCACCCCUUUGUACCGAUGGGAAGACGGUCAAAGCUCGGCGUCGGCUCUCAAGUGA
Molecule: messenger RNA, 2019 nt
Organism: Moesziomyces antarcticus
Lineage: Eukaryota; Fungi; Basidiomycota; Ustilaginomycetes; Ustilaginales; Ustilaginaceae
Product: hexose transport-related protein
Exons: 1
Coding region: 1-2019 (672 amino acids)
Biological process (GO): transmembrane transport
Cellular component (GO): membrane
Molecular function (GO): myo-inositol:proton symporter activity
Source: RefSeq, a predicted model, not a curated record